AUGCAACAGCCCAUGGUCCCGGCUUGGAAGAAACUGGGCUUGAAGCUUAAGCAUGCACGAGAGAUCCCUGAGCAUUCCAUCCAGCUGAAUGGCCAUGGCGACAGCUCUAUCGAAAAUGCUCAAGGAAAAUCAUUUGAGCAACCUCAUAAAAGAAGAAAGAUUUCGCCCGUCAGCGGAGAAUCUCCACAGAAGGGAUCGACAAACGGAGCCAUUCAGUCAAGCUUGAAGGGCCCAAAGACACAGAACAAGAAAUUGAAAAAGAAAGUGUCCUUCUCUUUUGAUGCACCACCCGAUCUUGUAUCAACCGUAUCUCCGCCUAGCCAAAAGACCGCCGACGUGGAGAAAUCGCCAACGACAAAGCGAAAGAAGGAAAAGAAGCCGCGGAAGCAGUUCGCUCGCACUGAGCAAGCCUCGGCUCCAAGCAUCAAUCCAGCUUUGGAAUAUCUAAGACAGUAUCAUACAUCUCGAUCGACCUGGAAAUUCAACAAAACCAAAGAAAUCUGGAUCUUGAAACACGCAUUAUUGGUGGAUGACAUCCCCAGAGACUAUGAUGUGGCCCUAGCAAGGUAUCUACAUGGGUUGAAAGGGGUCGGCGCGAGGGAAAGGCUCGAAAAUGCCUGUCUUGACAUGCUACGGGCUAGACAAGGCGGCGAGGGUGUAAGCAGUCAAGACGCAUCGGAUCGUGAUGUACAGAAGAGGUUUAGAGCCAUGCUUCAGGCAUCAGAAGAUGGCAAAUUCGACGACGAGGACGACAAUCUUCGGCUUUGGAUUCAGCAGCGACCACGUCCUCAGCUCUUGCUUGAUAGCCUGGGGUCCGACGCAAGAGUCGAUGAACCAAAGCCAAAACAAAAGAAGAGGAAGAAUAGAACGGUGGUAGUGGACUAUGAUAGCUCGAGUUCUAGCUCGAGUAGCGAUAGCGAGAGUGAGAGCGACGGUGACAGUGACAGCCAAAGCCAAAGCGAAACUGGCAAAGAUUUGGGCACAGUUGAGGAUCCAACGUCGAGUAGCGGCAGUGACGAAUCUAGCGGUGGCUCAGAUAGUGAAUAG
This is a messenger RNA of Exophiala spinifera, 1047 nucleotides long. RefSeq lists its product as uncharacterized. The record is from RefSeq and is a predicted model, not a curated record. The coding region runs from base 1 to 1047 and encodes 348 amino acids. The transcript has a single exon. Lineage: Eukaryota; Fungi; Ascomycota; Eurotiomycetes; Chaetothyriales; Herpotrichiellaceae.